GUCAGAGGUCAUAAAUACUGCAGUGGCGGUUCAGCGCUGACGAGUUUUUAAAUUGAUCUUGCGACGCGGCGGUUCGGUUUUAUCUUUGCUACAGCAGCAUGUCCUCGGAUUCGGGCUACGGGCAGCCGGGAGCUCAACAAAGCUAUGGAGCCUAUCCCGCACCCCAAGGCUAUCAGCAUGGUGGUCAGGCAUAUGGUCAAGGUAAUGGAAGCGGCUCUUAUGCGGGACAGAAUUAUGAGGGUUAUGGUCAGUCAGAGGGUUAUGCACAGCCGUCACAGGGUUACUCCACUGCUGCCUAUGGGCAGCCGCAGCCGCAACAGCAGGCGUAUGAUAGUUACGGGCAGCCAGCCUCCACUGCAACAUCAGGGUACGGUGACAAAUCCUACGGGCAGCAGGCAUCUUACGCACAGCAGCCUGAAGGAGGUUUUGGCCAGUCUGUAGCCUCCUAUGGGGGUGGUGCUAAGGGUGGUUAUGGAAGACAGAACGAUGGUAACAGCAGGAUGUAUGGUGGAGAUGAAGGGGGGAGACAGGGGAUGGACUUCAGAGGCCGGGGACGUGGAGGCUACGAGCGUGGAGGCUACGACCUGGGUGGAAGAGGAGGAGGAGGAACCGCACUGGGUGGUGGUGACCGUGGUGGCUACAAAAAUUACGGUGGGCCCAGAGACUAUGGUCAAAGGGACGACUCUGGUGAAGAACAGGACAACUCCGACAACAACACAAUCUUUGUCCAAGGCCUUGGAGAAGAAGUCACAACCCAGGAAGUCGGCGACUACUUCAAACAGAUAGGAAUCAUUAAGGUGAAUAAGAAGACUGGCAAACCCAUGAUCAACCUGUACACUGACAAAGCCACUGGGAGACUGAAGGGUGAAGCCACAGUCUCAUUUGACGACCCUCCGUCUGCCAAAGCUGCUAUCGACUGGUUUGAUGGCAAGGAGUUCAAUGGCAAACCGAUUAAGGUAUCGUUUGCCACCCGACGAGCGGAGUUCACACAGAGGGGAGGGGGCAGAGGUCGUGGAGGCUUCAGGGGUAGAGGAGGCUACGGUGGUGGUGGUCCAAAUUUUGAUGUCAAAGGGGGAGACUGGCUUUGUCCCAACAGUUCUUGCGGCAACAUGAACUUUGCGCGAAGAUAUGAAUGCAACAAAUGUGGGGCGCCAAAACCAGGAGACAGUUUUGGAGAUCGCGGCGGCAGGGGAGGAUUCGGUGGUGACCGGGGUGGUUUCCGUGGUGGUAGAGGUGGCUUUCGAGGAGGCGAUCGUGGGGGCUACGGAGGUGGCGGCGGGUAUGGCGGUGGAUACAAGAUGGGGGGCAGAGGGGAGCACAGAGAGGAGAGGAGAGACCGACCUUAUUAAAGGAUUCAAGUGGACAGCAGUCCAGCCCAGGAAACUUGGGAGGAGGGG
Molecule: messenger RNA, 1397 nt
Organism: Electrophorus electricus (electric eel)
Lineage: Eukaryota; Metazoa; Chordata; Actinopteri; Gymnotiformes; Gymnotidae
Source: RefSeq, a predicted model, not a curated record